UCGUAACUCGAAGCUGUCUCUCUCUCUCUCUCUCACACAUUUGAUCACGGACGUUUUCCUUUGUAUAAUCAAACCUAAUGGCAUCAGUAGUGAAAGAGGACCACUUUGAGGAGUCACAUAAGUAUAUGGGUUUUGCACUGCACCAGGCUAAGCUUGCGUUGGAGGCUCUUGAAGUUCCCGUGGGAUGUGUCAUUACUGAGGACGGUGAGGUUAUUGCUUCAGGAAGAAACACAACAAACGAUACACGCAAUGCCACAAGACAUGCAGAAAUGGAAGCAAUUGAUGAACUUGUUGGACAAUGGAAUAAAGAUGGACUCUCGCCUUCGCAAGUCGCUGAGAGAUUCUCCAACUGCCUUCUUUACGUAACAUGUGAACCUUGCAUAAUGUGUGCAUCCGCCUUGUCGUUUCUCGGUAUAAAGGAAGUGUAUUAUGGAUGUGCAAAUGAUAAGUUCGGAGGGUGUGGUUCCAUAUUGUCGCUUCACUUAGGGAGUUCUGAUAUCAUUGAGAGAAGUCAAAGAGGAAAAGGGUACAAGUGCACAGGAGGAAUAAUGGGAGACGAAGCUGUUUCUCUUUUCAAAUGUUUCUAUGAACAAGGCAAUCCUAACGCUCCAAAGCCACACCGCCCUGUAGUUCAAAGAGAGAUAAGACGGGGGUGAACAGGUUGUAAAGAUAUCGGGAAAUAAUAGUGGACCUACUAAAUAACUUGUCAAACCAUGAUCAUGGGGCUGAGGGUUUAGACUCUUUGCUUUGGCUGUGUUACCUGGAAGAAGGAACGGAUAAAACCAAUUAGAGGCAAUGCACAGAUAAAGGCGACUUCUAUAUUCUUAUCAUAGGCAUAUCUAUUUCCCUUCCCCUUUAGAGUCUAAAAGCUUAUUGAUUUUAAACCCCAUGAUGCUCUUUUGUAUUUGAGAAGUAGAAAGAUCCAUAAUCACACCUGAACCAAGGAUAGAUGAGGAGCAAGCAGAUUUAAUGAAAUGGGUUCCCUGGAGUU
This is a messenger RNA of Raphanus sativus (radish), 991 nucleotides long. RefSeq names its product tRNA-specific adenosine deaminase TAD2. Gene Ontology annotation, molecular function: zinc ion binding; tRNA-specific adenosine-34 deaminase activity. The transcript is spliced from 8 exons. Gene Ontology annotation, biological process: tRNA wobble adenosine to inosine editing. Lineage: Eukaryota; Viridiplantae; Streptophyta; Magnoliopsida; Brassicales; Brassicaceae. The coding region runs from base 78 to 656 and encodes 192 amino acids. The record is from RefSeq and is a predicted model, not a curated record.